UCUACUGUUCCUACCACAACUAGCAACACGCCUUCAACCUCUACUGUUCUUACCACCACUCCUCCUUCAACAACCUCUACUGAUACUACAACUACCAGCAACACUACUCCUUCAACAACAUCUACUGUUCCUACCACCACGAGCAGUACUCCUUCAACAACAACUACUGUUCCUACCACCACUAGCAGUACUCCUUCA
Molecule: messenger RNA, 198 nt
Organism: Electrophorus electricus (electric eel)
Lineage: Eukaryota; Metazoa; Chordata; Actinopteri; Gymnotiformes; Gymnotidae
Source: RefSeq, a predicted model, not a curated record